UGAACAGAGACAGAGAGAAGAGUAAAAAUAAAGUCUGGAGAAAAUGACGCGCAGCCGCAAAUAACCGACAUUUACAGCGCAAAGAGCCGAGACCUGAGCUUACACACACACACACACAGGAAAACAUCUAACACAUUCUCACACCCAGCAGUUGAUUUUUGGUUUUGUUUUUGGGGUUUAUUGGUUUUGUUUUUUUGGAAAUUGGGAAGAAGUCAGUCCGACUUUUUGCGCUUUAUUUCUCCGAUUUUCUUUUCUGGAGAUUGAGACUGUUUUUGGUUUAUUUUUCUACCUUUCAUUUGGUUGAUUAUAAUUUUGUGAACCUGGUGUUAUUCCGCGGUGGUAUGAUGGAGUUCAGCCCGUGUCCGAAGCCGCAGCUUUCCUCAAGAGCCAACGCUUUCUCCAUCGCGGCCCUCAUCUCCAGCAGCUCUGCUAAAGACAAGGAGAGCGAGGAGAACACCAUCAAACCUCUGGAGCAGUUCGUGGAGAAGUCUCGGUGUGUGGACCGCGGCGCUGCGGGUGGAGGUGCGGGUGGAGGUGUGGAGGCGGAGGCGGAGGUGGAGGUGAGCACGGAGCCGCUGAUCCCCUGCAGUCCCGCGGUACCGAGUGAACACAUGGCCAACAUCAGCUGCAGCCUCGAGACCAAAGACCUGUGGGACAAAUUCCACGAGCUCGGGACCGAGAUGAUCAUCACCAAGUCGGGCAGGAGGAUGUUUCCCACUAUCCGUGUCUCGUUCUCGGGAGUGGACCCGGACUCUAAGUACAUCGUGCUGAUGGACAUCGUUCCUGUGGACAAUAAGAGAUAUCGCUACGCGUAUCACCGGUCCUCAUGGCUGGUGGCCGGUAAAGCCGAUCCUCCGUUACCUGCCAGGCUGUAUGUCCAUCCCGACUCGCCCUUCACCGGAGAGCAGCUGCUCAAACAGAUGGUGUCCUUUGAGAAAGUGAAGCUCACCAACAAUGAGCUGGACCAACAUGGACACAUCAUCCUGAACUCGAUGCAUAAAUAUCAGCCUCGUGUUCACAUCAUUAAGAAGAAGGAGCACACAGCGUCGCUGCUCAACCUCAAAUCUGAGGAGUUCCGUACCUUUAUCUUCACGGAGACCGUGUUCACCGCCGUCACCGCCUACCAGAACCAACUGAUCACUAAGCUGAAAAUCGACAGCAAUCCAUUUGCUAAAGGCUUCAGAGACUCAUCCAGACUCACAGAUAUUGAGAGUAGGGAAAGUGUGGAGAGUUUGAUCCAUAAACACUCAUACGCUCGCUCACCAAUACGGACGUACACUGGAGAGGAGGAGACGCUUGGAGAGGACACACACACCACACACACCCGAGGUUCUGCCUUCACAGCAUCUGAUAAUCUCUCCUUGAGCUCGUGGGUGUCAAGUUCCUCUGGUUUUUCAGGGUUCCAGCCUCCUCAGUCCCUGGCCCACCCAAUCCAGGGCUCUUUGCCUCCGUACAGCAGACUGGCCGUCCCCCUGGCCCCCCCGGCUCUGACGGCCACCAGCGGCCCGAGCUUUCCGUCCUUCCACAUGCCGCGUUACCAUCAUUACUUCCAACAGGGUCCAUACGCCGCCAUCCAGAGCCUGCGCCACUCCUCCACUGUCAUGACGCCCUUUGUCUGAGUGCCACUGCCUACAGGGGGCACCAUGCAGAAAACACACACAGACACACACACACAGUUGCGCUCACAGUCUGCAUGUUUUAACUCCUUAUCUGCUUUAUUUUAGAGAAAACUCUUAAGUGGGCACAGUGACCAUUUAAACACACACACACACACACCCUUUCAAUAUGUUUCCUUAUCUCCUUCACAAGUGAGGAAGAAGCCAUUUCCUGUAAAUAACAUGAUCAUUACUGUAAAGACUCACUGCUGAGAAAAAAAACUCUGAAAUGAAUUCAGACGGACAGUGGGCGGAGCUCCGGCCAUUUGGGGGAGCUGAGAGCACCUUUCACUUUCAUGUGUAAAGGAGAAGCAGUUUUCCAUACUGACAUGUAAAUGACGUGACACUAUUACUGAAGAACGACCCACUGAGAGUGAGAACGGUGAUGUAGAUACAAUAAAAUAACAUGCAGAAAGACACAAGAGCUGGAUCCGCGUCUGAGUCUGUGUCUGAGUCUGCACCUGAGUCUGAGUCUGCGUCGGAGUCUGCAUGUGAGUCUGCGUCGGAGUCUGCGUCAGAGUCUGCGUCUGAGUCUGGGAUUGGAACACAGCCCCACAGCCUGUGCUAGACAAAAAAGCAGAUAUCUCUCAGACACUAUGUUGUCUGGACUCUACGCUGCGUAUACCUUUAUGAAGAGCUCCUUUUAUAUGAUUAUAACACCACUACUAACUCCAGACAAUGUAGUGGACUAACCCCUUAUUCCCUAACUAGGGAAGUCUGAGUCAUGUGGAGCUCUAGGGGGCGCUGUGUGUCUGGGGUUUGAUUCGGGAGGAGAGCCGCUGUGUAAAAUCACUCAAACACAGCGAAGGGACUCGAACAGUUUGUACAUGCUCACUUCUGAUUUUUGAAUAUGGAACACAGCCAUUUUAGAGAAUGAAAAACUGCAGUAGAGCGUCUUCAUGAUAUGAAGACAGACAGUGUGCUGUUGAGCCCCUUGUUGCCUCUCCAGGGUGCAGUGCUGUAAAAGAGGGCCUCUAGGAGGCGCUGUGUGUCUGACUUCUGUUUAGAAAUUUUGCUGACAUUUUUGCUGGAAGAAGAAAGUGUUGUUUUUUUGCCAUGCUUUGUUUAUGUUUAAUGCCACAUUUGGAUUGGGACGCGGCCUAAAUGAGGUCGAGACGUGUGUCAUUAUAUUCAUUAAGAUUUAAUCCGACUUUCACACAGCAUUCAUAAUUUAUUUGAGGAGAAAUUCAAGAUGCAACUGGCAAAAGAGAAGAAAUAAAGAACAGUGCUACUGUUCAGCACGUGUGUGUGUGUGUGUGUGUGUGUGUAAAUGAGAUUUGUAGAGAGUGUUAGGAGCUCAAAGCAGAGACUUUCUGUCCUCGAGGACAUCCUCACCUGUAAAUAGCGAGUGUGUGCUGAUUCAUGACUCAGUAAAGUCACAUGGAGGCACAUUUAUUAACCAGCGCUAACCAAAUUAGUGUGUGUGUGUGUGUUUUCUUUAUAAAUAUUAACCACAUGAUAUUUUGUUUGGAUGAUUUUUAAGUGCAAUAUAUUUAUUUCAUGAAAUUCAACUAAAACCCAACCCGCUGUGUGAGUUUGCUGCAUUACUGUAACAUACGAAGCAUUAAAGGAAAAAUGUUAUUUGUAAACAAGGAGAAAUAUAAAUCUAUAUAAUCACUCCAAAACCAUGUGAAGAGUCUCAUUUACUGUCUUACAGCAUGCAGAGAAAUACACACAGAGUCUGAUUACACAACAUUACACACACACACACACACAGUGAAGAGACCA
Molecule: messenger RNA, 3383 nt
Organism: Hemibagrus wyckioides
Lineage: Eukaryota; Metazoa; Chordata; Actinopteri; Siluriformes; Bagridae
Gene: tbx20
Product: T-box transcription factor 20
Exons: 8
Coding region: 342-1619 (425 amino acids)
Biological process (GO): cell fate specification; positive regulation of DNA-templated transcription; regulation of transcription by RNA polymerase II
Cellular component (GO): nucleus
Molecular function (GO): DNA-binding transcription factor activity, RNA polymerase II-specific; RNA polymerase II cis-regulatory region sequence-specific DNA binding
Source: RefSeq, a predicted model, not a curated record